Phlebotomus papatasi is the source of this 2613-nucleotide messenger RNA. RefSeq names its product excitatory amino acid transporter 3 (gene Eaat1). Gene Ontology annotation, molecular function: glutamate:sodium symporter activity; neutral L-amino acid transmembrane transporter activity; L-glutamate transmembrane transporter activity. Gene Ontology annotation, biological process: L-glutamate transmembrane transport. The transcript is spliced from 12 exons. The record is from RefSeq and is a predicted model, not a curated record. Bases 406 to 1836 code for a protein of 476 amino acids. Gene Ontology annotation, cellular component: plasma membrane. Lineage: Eukaryota; Metazoa; Arthropoda; Insecta; Diptera; Psychodidae.
ACUACACGGAUCCAGAGAGUGAGCCUCAAAUUGUUGCCAUCGUGCUGUGAGUCUCGAGAUGUGAGUGCGGAAUUAGUAGAGAGUCAUCCGUGAUCGCGUGAGGAGGAAGAGUAAAGUUGGACCACUUUAAAAUUUUGUCUUUUCUGUAUCUUCAAAUAGUUUUCCCUGGUGUAUUUUACGGAUAAUUAACUAGUGUGUGAAAAAAAAAGAUCUUACAGUGGAGUUUAAUAAAUGAAAAUUCAGAAAAGGAGAAAAAGAACCAAAUAACACAAAUAUUGGAUUGAAAAAGUGAUCAAAGGAUUAAAAUACUAAGGGUUUAAUAAUUGGGGUCAAAAUUUGAAAUCUUAAAAAAAGUUACAUCUUCUUAGUAAUUUAUAGCGUUUUGCGCCACUAUACACAUCAAUAAUGUCCAAAACAUCGAAUGGGUCGAUAUGUAUGCAAUUUUUCAAGAGAAAUUUACUCACAAUAUUAACUAUUGUGGGUGUAUUUGGUGGCACAAUUGUGGGACUUCUAUUAAAAAUGGGCUCAGAAGAGUGGACACCACGUGAAGUUAUGUAUCUUCAAUAUCCAGGAGAUCUCUUUCUACGAAUGCUCAAAUGUCUCAUAGUACCAUUGUUAGUGUCAUCCAUAACUAGCGCUAUUGGUGCCUUAGAUUUAAGUAUGUCUGGAAAAAUUGCCACCAGGGCAAUUGUCUACUACUUUACUACAACCAUUUGUGCUGUUAUACUCGGCAUUAUCCUUGUGUGUUCAAUUCGACCAGGAUCUGGAGGUAUGGUCAAAGAAAGUGGAAAAGGUUCUGUCCCUAGGCAAGUGUUAACAGCAGAUACCCUUUUGGAUCUCGUGAGAAAUCUCUUUCCACCCAAUUUAGUCCAAGCGACAAUAUUCCAAUAUCGUACAAUUUUGGUGCCACCCCCUAACGCUACAAAUGUUGCCCUCCAAAAGUAUCAUAUCACAUCGGAGUUUACCCAGGGCACCAAUGUUCUUGGCCUUGUGAUGUUUAGUGUUGUUCUCGGUGUGACCAUCGGCAAAAUGCGAGAGACCGGAAAGCCGCUUCAGGAGUUUUUCACUGCUCUCAGUGAGGCCAUGAUGAUUAUUACUUCUUGGGUGAUUUGGAUUUCUCCUAUUGGUGUAUUCUUCUUAAUAAUGUCCAAGAUAUUGGAAAUUGAGUCUUUCGGUGCUAUGAUUGAACAAUUGGGCUUUUAUUUCUUAACUGUCAUGUUAGGUUUAUUCCUUCAUGGAUUUGGAACAAUUGCUGUUUUGUUUUUCCUUGCUACAAAACGACUUCCAUAUGGAUAUGUGGCAAAAAUGGGACAUGUGUUGGCUACAGCUUUUGGUACCGGAUCGAGUUCUGCCACAAUGCCGAUCACUAUUGGAUGUCUUGAUGAUAUGGGAAUAGAUCCGCGUGUAACGAGAUUUGUGAUUCCUGUGGGAGCUACUAUUAACAUGGAUGGUACUGCUUUGUAUGAAGCCGUGGCUGCGCUCUUUAUUGCCCAACUACGUGGUAUUUCUCUAACAUUUGGCCAUAUCGUCGCUGUAAGUGUUACAGCAACAGCAGCAUCUAUUGGGGCAGCAGGAAUUCCUCAAGCUGGACUUGUGACGAUGGUAAUGGUUUUAGAUACCGUAGGACUUCCCGCUGAAGAUGUUACGAUAAUUAUUGCAGUUGAUUGGCUUCUUGAUCGCUUCAGGACGACAAUAAAUGUGAUGUGUGACGCAUUGGGAACAAUUCUCGUCAAUCACUUGUCACGAAAAGACCUCAAAACUGAUUUGGACAGGAUCGAUGCUGAGCCACAUGAACUCCAAGAAUUAGGUGCUGGUGACACACAAAUAAAAGAAUAGAAAAAAUCCCACGUGUACAAAGACAUAUUAAAGAAGAGCUUGAAAGUUUAUUUAAGGACUUGUAUAUAUACUUAAAUUUUUUUUUCAAAAUCCGGUACGUCAUAAUUUUAAGGAAGACAUUAUGUUCUUGGUGAAUAUUGAAAUAGUCGUUUGAAAAUGAUUUUUUUUACAAACUUUUACAUUCACAUUUUUGCACUCUAUUCUCACUCAUUAUAUUAAUUCAUUUUAAGCGACCUUUUUAUCUUUUUUUUAAUGUAUUGUAGUGAAAGAACUUUAUAACUAAAAAACUAAGCAUAAAUAAUAUUGAAUAGUAAAUAAAGAGAAAACAUAAAUUUAGUGAAAAUAACUAUGUGUUUAAAACGAAAUGUUAAUGAAAUGGUAUGAAUAUUUUGAUGAUUAAGAGAAAUUCUUUAUGUAAUGUAUCAAAGAAAAAGUGGAAUUUACCUAUUUUUUAAAUGGCAAGUUAUGUGAGAAUAAUUGUUAAAUGGAAUUACAUUUGAUGUUUCUAUUCCAUUGCUAUAUUUAUUCCGAAUAAGUGUGUUCGCCAUGAUUGAGGCAAAAAUCGCGAGUCUUCGCUAGACUUUAAUAUCUAUAAAUGUUGGUAAACUUUGCUAGAGAGCUUUAUUGAAUAGGAUUGUUCUUUUUGCGACCAUGUAUUUUCCUUAAAAGCCCUAAAAAUAUAUAUGAAAUGUAGUAAUUUGUAGAGAAAUAAAAUUCUGGAAGAAAGGUGUAGACGAAGAAAAGCACAAUACCAAUAAAAAUGUUUGGUUGAGAAAA